UAUUUCAUCUCAGUGAAGAGAAAACUAAGAGUUAUGAAGAUUUAGGAACAAUCCCAAUGUCACGUAGCUCUGACGUGAAAACUCAACCCUGGACUAGUUGAAUAGAAACACUGAGAUCCUAGGAUGGAGAAUUGAAAAUAGUAACAAUAACAAGAAUUCUCAGUAUUACUAUUUAUUGAGGUCUUAUAUCAUGCCAGAAACUAAAGACCUGUCAUCUUGUUUAAACCUUAUCACAUUAUUACAUGGAUUUUGCUAUUUGAGGGUCAUCCUAGAAUUAAACCCUUGUUAAUACUAAGGGAAAACUGUAUGAAUGCUUUUUGUAUAUGGACUAACAACACCAGGCACAGGUAAAGGAGCCUCUUCUUGACUUCUUAAUACACUGACACUUCUCUCUCCUCCAGGCAGUGCGGCUGCCAUGCUAGGGAUAAACCAUACUUUCACGGCUGAGUUCAUCCUCAUUGGCUUCUCUGCUUUCCCCCGCCUUCAGCUGAUGUUCUUCCUGCUGUUCCUGCUGAUGUACCUGUUCGCCCUGCUGGGAAACCUGCUCAUCAUGACCACCAUCUGGCGUGAGCGCAGCCUCCACACACCCAUGUACCUCUUCCUGUGUGCCCUCUCCAUCUCUGAGAUCCUCUACACCUUGGCCAUCAUCCCGCGCAUGCUGGCUGACCUGCUCUCCACCCACCACACCAUCACCUUUACUGCGUGUGGCAGCCAAAUGUUCUUCUCAUUCGCAUUUGGCUUCACCCACUCCUUCCUGCUCACUGUCAUGGGCUAUGACCGCUACGUGGCCAUCUGUCAUCCACUGCGCUACAAUGCGCUCAUGAGCCCCCAUGGCUGUGCCUGCCUGGUGGCCUGGUCCUGGAUUGGUGGAUCAGUAAUGGGGAUGGUGGUGACAACGGCAGUUUUCCAUCUCACCUUCUGUGGUCCCAAUGAGAUUCACCAUUUUGCUUGCCAUAUGCCACCCCUGUUGAAGUUGGCCUGUGGCAAGAAUGUAGCAGUGGUGGUCAUGGGUGUGGGCUUGGUGUGUAUCACAGUCCUGCUGGGCUGCUGUCUCCUCAUCCUCCUCUCCUACGCCUUCAUCGUGUCUACCGUCUUGAGGAUCCCAUCAGCUGAGGGUCGGCACAAAGCCUUCUCCACAUGUGCGUCCCACCUCAUGGUGGUGGUUGUGCACUAUGGCUUUGCCUCUGUCAUCUACCUCAAGCCCAAGGGCCCUCAGUCCCUGGAAGGAGACACCUUGAUGGGCACCACCUACACGGUCCUCACACCCUUCCUCAGCCCCAUCAUCUUCAGCCUCAGGAACAAGGAGCUGAAGGUGGCUAUGGAGAAGACCUUCCUCAGCAAACUCUCUCUCCAGAAUUCUUGAAGAGGUCAGAUUUAUGACAAAGAUUGUGUUGGGGACAAGUUCAUUCUUUCCUCUUUCUUUCUCACUGUGUCCUGUGUGUCUGCCUGUCUCUGUCUCUCUGUCUCCAUUUCUGUCUGUCUCUUCCUCUGCCCUUUUCUGCCUCCUUCCUUUCUUCCUUGUUAAUAGGCUACUCGUCACUCUAACUUUUGAGUAUUUAUCAUCUACUUAUUAUGGUCUUUUUUGAAGCUUUAUUGAGAUAUAAUUCACAUGUCAUAUAACUCACCCUUUUAAAGUUUUAUGCAAUAUUCAGCACAGUCAGUUUAGAACAUUUUCAUCACCUGCAAAAGAGACUCUGACCCUUUCAAGGACCAUCGCUGCUCUUCUCUCCAAACCAUGGCAAGCACAAAUAUACUGUCUAUUUCUAUGGGUUUGUGUCUUAUGGAUGUUUUACAGAAAUCUGUCCUUUAGGGUCUGGGUUCUUUCAGCACCAUGUCGUUGAGCUUUAUCCAUGUUGUAACAUGUGUCAGUGAAUGUUUCUUUCCUUCCCAUGGCUGCGUACUAUUCCAUUGAUUGGAUAGGGCCACUCUACGGUGGUUAAUCCACUCCAAACUGGUGGACAUUCGAGCUGCCCUUUGGCUAUCAUGAAAUAUGUCACAUAUGAGUGUUUAUGUGGAUAUGUCUUUGUAUCUUGAUAUAUGUACCUAGGAAUUGAACUGAUGGGUCAUACAGUAACUCUGUUUCAUCACCGAGGGUCUGCCAUAGUUGUUCCAAAGCGACUGCCUCCUGUUGCAUCCCCUUCUGCAGUGUUGGUGCUCUGAUUCCUCCUCAUCCUUGCCAACACUGUUAUUUCGAUUAUAAUCUCCCUAGCAGUAUUUUAUUGUCAAUUUAAUAUAAUUUAAUUCUGUCAUGCUGGGCAUCAAACCCAGGGCCGACACACCCAGGGAAAAUUCUCUAUCCCUGACCUACACCCAAGCCUUGCUGUGGUUUUGAUUUGCAUUUCCUGUACGACUUAUGGUAGAUCUUAGUUUAUCGCAUGAGUUAUUUUACUUUACAAGGAAGAUAGGAUCAUUAGUUCCAUUUUAAAGAUGAGGAAACUGAGUUAUGAAGAGAUGAAGUCAGCCGAAAUCUCUUCCUUGAAGCUGCAAAGCUAGAGUGGAACCUGUUCGUUGAAUUGAGCUGGAGAUCAGAAGCACAUGCUUCUUGGGGGCAAUGAGGACAGAAAGCCAGUCUGCUCCAGAAAGAGGAGAUUUGGACAAGAGACAAACCUGAGCUAGCACGAAUGAAAUCAA
Fukomys damarensis (Damara mole-rat) is the source of this 2631-nucleotide messenger RNA. RefSeq names its product olfactory receptor 10H1. Gene Ontology annotation, cellular component: membrane. Gene Ontology annotation, molecular function: G protein-coupled receptor activity; olfactory receptor activity. The transcript has a single exon. The record is from RefSeq and is a predicted model, not a curated record. Gene Ontology annotation, biological process: G protein-coupled receptor signaling pathway. NCBI's taxonomy places the organism in Eukaryota, Metazoa, Chordata, Mammalia, Rodentia, Bathyergidae. Bases 416 to 1363 code for a protein of 315 amino acids.